Molecule: messenger RNA, 6962 nt
Organism: Electrophorus electricus (electric eel)
Lineage: Eukaryota; Metazoa; Chordata; Actinopteri; Gymnotiformes; Gymnotidae
Gene: rbbp6
Product: retinoblastoma binding protein 6
Biological process (GO): protein ubiquitination; ubiquitin-dependent protein catabolic process; mRNA processing
Cellular component (GO): nucleus
Molecular function (GO): ubiquitin protein ligase activity; zinc ion binding; nucleic acid binding
Source: RefSeq, a predicted model, not a curated record
UGUGGAAACCCCGUGCCGCAAAGGGCAUUUUGAAUGUGCUAGCUAGCUAGUUAACGUUGUGCUAUCGUUUAGACAGCUUCGCUGAAUUUGCUUUUUGGUGAUCAAUACUGAUGCACAAUCGGUUUGAUUACCAUAUUAGCUGAUCUGGAGCUGAGAUAUUGUACUUACGUUGUUUUUUUUGUUUGUGUUUGAGUCCUCUGGUCUUUUGUUUUGGUAUCGGAGGCCAUUUUAGGCCGUUUGGUGGUCAGGCCUUCCUGCUUCACUAGCUAACGCUGAAUAUCUAAAGUAGGUUCAUUUUCGCGCUCGUUCUGCGUUUGGAUUCCACUCAUCGGACAUUUGGAGAACAUUUGGAGUGGACAUCAGGGUUCUUGUUCGCCAGGACUGCGUUUUUGAAUCUUUUGGACUGUAUUGGACUCAGCCCCGGGCUAAUCCGGACGGUACCGUCACCCCAGCCUCGGGCUAAUCCAUAUCGCACGUUGGGACUUGGUAGAACCACGGAGCAAACACGAACUGUAAUAGUUUUCGUGGACACUCGACUCGACCCGGAGGAAAACCUUGAAUGUUGAUAUAGUUUCGGUUGUUGCGGACUAAUAUUAGUGUUUCGCAAUUCGAUCAUCUCUGCGCGUUUCGACUGGAUCUAAGCGCCUGGCGUCCGGUUUCGCUGACUGAUUUAUUAGCUAGCUGAGCUAGUAAGCGAUGGUGCCUGUGAUGACUUAAAUGGGGUUGAAUGGGUUGUCGCACAUUAGAGGCUGGCCAGCCAACUUCUUUGUUGGUUUGACAAAGGGAACAUUUCUUUAACCAGCACUGCGAAUUGUACUUGGUUUUGAUUGUGUUGAUUUUUAAUCUAGCUGGAAGAAUUGUGUAAACAUGUCUUGUGUUCAUUAUAAGUUUUCCUCCAAACUCAACUACGAUACGGUCACCUUCGACGGACUUCAUAUCACGCUGAGUGAUCUGAAACGGCAGAUCAUGGGCAGAGAGAAGCUGAAGGCCGCCGAUUGCGACUUGCAGAUCACAAAUGCCCAAACUAAAGAAGAAUACACAGAUGAUGGAGCCCUCAUCCCCAAAAAUUCGUCUGUCAUCAUUAGACGAAUUCCAAUUGGUGGAGUAAAGGCAUCUACUACCAAAACAUUUGUUAUUGAUCGCUCUGAACCUGCAGUUGGAUCUUCGAAAGCAAUUGAUGAUUCUCCAUCCAUUUCUCUGGCCCAGCUUUCAAAGACCGCCAACCUGGCAGAAGCAAACGCGUCGGAGGAAGACAAGAUCAGAGCAAUGAUGUCUCAGUCCAAUCAUGACUAUGAUCCAAUUAAUUACGCAAAGAAAGUUGCGGGACCGCCUCCUCCAAACUACACUUGCUUUCGAUGUGGGAAAAAUGGGCACUACAUUAGAAACUGCCCCACCAAUGGGCAGGACAAAAGUUUCGAAGCCCCUCAGCGGAUUAAAAAGAGUACUGGGAUUCCUCGGAGCUUUAUGGUGGAGGUGGACGAUCCGAGCAUCAAAGGCGCCAUGCUGACCAACACUGGAACAUACGCUAUUCCCACCAUCGAUGCGGAGGCCUAUGCAAUCGGGAAGAAGGAAAAGCCCCCGUUCCUGCCGCAGGAGCACUCCUCUUCCUCGGAGGAAGAUGACCCUGUGCCUGAUGAACUGCUCUGCCUGAUCUGUAAGGACCUCAUGACGGACGCCGUGGUCAUCCCCUGCUGCGGGAACAGCUACUGCGAUGACUGUAUUCGGACGAGUCUGCUGGAGUCAGAGGAGCACGUCUGUCCAACUUGUAAUCAGUCUGAAGUUUCCCCUGAUGCUUUGAUUGCCAAUAAAUUCUUGCGCCAGGCCGUGAACAACUUCAGGAACGAGACCGGUUACACCAAGCGGAUGCGUAAAGCGGCGGCAGCCGCCGCCGCCGCCGCCGCUCAGUCUGCCAGUCCCGCCGCCUCGUUGCAGCCCCGCCCGCCGCGCCACGCCCAGCCGCCACGCCCCGCCCAGCCCCUCAGGCCCCCUAACUCCCGGCAGCAGGACCCGCUCUUGGCUAACGUUCCGCGGCCUGCUGCGGCCCACACCCCACCCCAGAGCCUCUCGGCAGCUGCCCCGCCCCCUUCUGUGUCUCUCCAGGGCUCCAGCACACCCCCCUCUGGCAGCAGCUCCAGCGCGUCCCCGUCUGGCAGUACUUCCUCUCUUGCCGGGAGCACCAGUGCUCCGGCGGCUGCUAGCUACGGUGUGGCACUGUCCCUCCAGCAGCAGGCCAGCAAACAGGAAGAGCCACCUAUGCCCAAAGAGCCAGACGUCUCGGCACCAUCAGCUGUAGUUGCCUCAGAGGCUCCACUGCCAACCCCACUUAUUCCAAAGGGGUACCAUGUUCCUGUGAUUGGUCAGCCACACGCUCUCCCUCACCCUACUCCCAGAGCAGGACCCAGACCUAGUGGACCUAGACCGGCUGCAGCCCGACCUGCGUGGGAGCCGUCCCCAAACAGAGGCAGGGCCCCCAGUGAAAGACCCCUAAGAGCUCAGCUUCCACUUGUCCAGCCUCCACCUGUAGCUCCGCCUGUAUACGUGCCCCCCCUCUUUCCUCCUCCGCAGCACACCAUGCCACAGCCCCCUGGGGUGGUGCCGCAGCAGUACCCUCUGCAGUAUCCCCCAGGACAACAACCCCCUCCCCCUUACACCGUACCCCCUCCUGGGUACCCCCCGGCCCCGGCCAACGUCCCGGCUCCAUGGGUACCCCCGGGUACGCAGCCCUCCCUGCCCAACCCCAUCCCCUCCAUGACAUCUGCACCCUUCCUGUCCAAGGAGGAGUUCUACAGGCAGCAGCGUCGACUGAAGGAAGAUCCCCACUGUCGAUUCGUUACCAGGGAGAAGUCUAAGCUUGAGGAAUUUACCAACGACUUUGCCAAAGAGUUACUGGAGUAUAGAAAGAUCCAGAAGGAGAGAAGACGAUCCUAUUCUAGGUCCAAAUCUCCAUACCGUGGUUCUUCCUACAGCGGCUCAUCCUGCUCCUAUUCCAGGUCCCGCUCCCGCUCCCGUUCCCCGCGGUCCUACUCGCGGUCUCUUACUCGCUCUCGCUCCAGGUCGCGCUCGCGCUCGCGGUCACGGUCCCGCUCUUACUCGCCGUACUCCCGCCGGGGCCGCGGGCGCAGCCGCAGCUACCGCUCCAGAUCACGCACGCCCCCCUACCAUCGCUCCCGCACCCGUUCUCCCUCAUACAGGGGGCGGGAUGGGGCCGGGGUGAGCAGCGGCAUCUACCGCUCUCGCUCCAGAUCGCCUGUCUACAGGGGCCACAGCCCCGGCAAGAAGCUCCCACCGGGCUCGCAGCUGGAGGCAGACCGCAAGUACCCGGGGAGGUACAGGGAGAUUCCUCCUUACGAUGCAAAGGCGUACUACGGCCGAGCGGUGGAUCAAAGCGACCCCUACGAGAGGGAACGGUACCGCGAGUGGGAAAGGGAGUACAGAGAAUGGUAUGAAAAGUACUUCAAGAACUACGACGCCCCACAGGGCAGUCAGGUCAGAGGUCGUGGCCCAGGAGGUAGAGAUCCAUACUCCCCCGAGCGGUUUGCUCCGCCCAGACCCAGGGACAACUCCCCCUACAACCGGGGGCGCCGGGACGAAUACCCGCCCCACACCCAGGCUCACGGGGUGCCCCCAAGAGGCCGUCCGUUGACGUACCAGGAGAAGUGUGCAGAGAAGUAUGGUCACCUCCAUCUGAACAAUGCAGGCGCCGCCCGGGGUGUGAGCAGAGAGUCCCUGAAACCCACCAAAGAACGGGAGCCCAGUGCAAGUGCAGCGGCAGACUCCAAAGGCUUGAAGCACAAGAAACACAGGAGAAAGAGGAAGGGCGAGGAUGGCGACAUGUUCAGCCACUCCGACUCCAUGGACGAGGCAAAGAAGGAUGAGCGCAAGGGCGACUCUGUGCUGAUGAACUCGAGCCGCGAUGAUGCCACUCCGGUCAGAGAUGAGCCGAUGGACAGCGCGGCAGUGCCGUACAAGAGCACUUCAGACAAGGAGAAAAAAGAGAAGGCCAAAAGCAAAACGGAAAAAGUCAAGCGCAAAACCGAAAGUGGCACGCAAAAGAAAGACGUGCCGGGAAAGAGUUGUAAGCCUGCAAAAGAAAAGGAAGUGGAGACGGCACGAGAGAAAGUGGCUUCUACUGAACCAGCCAUUAAGAGAAUCAAAGAAGAGCCGACUCAGAAGAUGGACGCAGCCAAACCACAGCCAUGUGAGAAACUCAUGCUGCCCCGAAAGCUAAUGCAGCCUAGACCCGUCAAACACCACCAAGAGCAGAAGCCUGUCAAAGACGAGCUGAAAGUUAAGAAGGAACCAGUCAAAGAGUUGGUGAAAACAGAAAAGCCUCUACCGAAAGAUGGGAAGCCCAAGCUGGAGAAGCCGGUCAAAAUGGAGGAGAAAGCCGUUAGCAAAGCCAGUGAGACGAAGGUGGAGAAAAGGAAACGCAAAGAUGAAAAGCCAUUUGCGAAGGACCUGGAACCUCCUCCGAAUAAAUCCCCAAGGGUGGAAACUGUCGAAAUGGUCAAAGGCUCCCCGAAACCCAAACCUAAGGCUGAAGGUGAGAAGCCUGUCGAGCGAGAGAGACCGGCGAUACCGUCUCUGAUGGACAUAAAGCCCGAGCCUGUGAGAAAGAUCAAGCUCAACCGUGAGAUUGGGAAGAGGAUCACCAGCACUGAGCGGGUUGUGGAAGUUGAGGAGCCCAUUCCUGGUAUUCCUGGGAAGAGUAGACUUGACCCAAAGCCCAAGACUAAGGCCCGGCGGAGGGUGAAUGCGCCAGAUGGAACAGAGUCCAUGUUGGUUGAUUACACCAGCACCAGUUCUACAGGUGGCAGUCCUAUUAAGAGGCACGAGGAGAAACAGGACUUGAAGAAAACUGUGGUGAAGACCCUGGAGGAGUACACCAAUGACAGCUCUACGCCUGCUGAGGAUGAAAUUGUCUUGAUUCAGGUGCCCCGUUCCAAGUGGGAGAAGGAGGACUACGAAUCUGAGGAGGACGAUUCCAAGGCCAUCACCUCUUCUGGAAGUGGCGGUCUGGCUACUGUGAGCUCCGCUCCUGCUGUGGAUAACGCUGCUUCGAAAUCUAGUGACAAAGAGUCUACCCGUGUGGAGAAACCCAUCUACGCUGCUAAAGAUGGUCAAGCUGAGGUCAAACCUGCCAAGGAGCUGCCGCAGAGCGAAUUGGAGAAAGAUGGUGAGCGGGAAAGAGACAGGGGCAGGGAAAGGGAACGCAGCACCUCCGAUCGGGAGUCCUCAGACAAAAGGAAAGCCGCAAAUGCAAAUCACGACCGGGAUCGUGUGCAGGAGAGAGGCAGCGACCAUGGCAGCGAGAGGAGCUCCUCCUCUCAGUCCUCCAGAGACAGGCCAGGGGAUCGCUCUGCACCUGCGUCCAGGAAGCCACCUGGUCGGGAGCACAGCACCAGCCUCCCUGACAGAAAACUGGAUCAUCGAAGCAGUGCAAGAGAGCACUCAGACUCCCGACAGAGAGACAGCAAGCCUAGAGACCCACUCAGGAGGAAGGAAUCGCCACCUCCGCCCUCUAGGUGUAAGGAGCGGGAAGUGCACACGGACAUGGCGAGAGUUCCUGCAAUUUCCCAGGAGUCAAAAAGGGCUGAACACAGUCCUCCUGGGAACCGGAGAGCUUUAUCUCAGGCUGCCCCGGAGCUUAAAAGGGCUUCGGAGGACCACAGAAUUGAUCGACCUGUACAGGGCACCAGGCACCCUGACGGUCGUCCCAUAAAAGAUACUGAGCGCACUGGGCACAAAGUUUUGCCAAGGACAGUGUCCCCAGAGCCCCGGGCUGACACCGAAAGAGGGGCCGUUCACCCGGACAGAGAGCACCCAAAAGUCAAGCCCCCAUCUGUGCGUUCGACGCGGCUGUCCUCAGACCUCACGAGGGAGACGGAUGAGGCAGCGUUCGUUCCAGACUACAGCGAAAGCGAAAGUGAGGCCUCCGAACCUGACAGCAAAGCAGAACUUAGGGAAAGGGGGCGUGACAGUAGCGUAAGCCCAGCCCACAGCCAGAGUGCCAGCCCCUCAGGUAGCCAUGCCCACAGCAGCUCUCCCAGCUCUCCAGGAAGCCAGGACAGCAAGAAGAGAAAGAAAGAAAAGAAGGACAAGAAAGAAAAGAAAAAGCACAAGAAACACAAGAAACACAAAAAACACAAGAAGCAUUUGAGUAAUGAAUCUGAGUCAGAGCCCAAAGGACAGAAACACAAGCAUAAGAAAAAGAAAUCUAAAAAGAGUAAAGAUAAGGAGAAGGAAGAGAGAGACAAGGAAAGAGAGGAGAGGGCCAAAGAGGAACCAAAAGAGAAGGUUCCUGUUUGAGGCCAUAUGGAACUCAAUUUAGUCAUUUUCAAACCCUAAUGGUACAGCAACUUUAAAAAAAUACUGAGUUUUACAAAGGCAUUUCUGGUUAUUGUAAAGACGACUGUUCAGAUUACUUUGGUCUUUAUUUACUUUUCUGUAGAAAGAAAAAGUUGAGAAAUAUAAUCAUAAUGUGCUAGUCUCUGCCACUUUGAGAGUAGCUGCUUUGAACAAUGAAGGCCAAUAUGUUGAUCUACUUUUUUAUGCAUACUGCUUUCUCCCCACCCCCCACAACACUUCUCAUAUGGUCAUGGUUUCUAUUAAGACAGCCGUAGAGGAGGCACUUUAGAGAGUAAUGUGAACAUUAAUGUGACUGCAGUUUGCAGGAGAGUUUGCGCCCUCUGGUUCCACAUCUCCCUCCAACACCCAGAAACGGAAAAAAACAUAUCGUUACACGAUUAUGACAAUGAUGAAAUGUUGUUACUGUUGCAGCUGGGUAUAGUGCUGAUCUAGCACAGGGCACAUCGUCUGCUUGUGAGUUUUGCACUGUGAAUAUUUCCUCUACUUUCAAGUUUUUAUUUUCCAUUGCAGUCUCAUGAUGGUUAAUUUAAAUUACCAGCUGAAAAAUGAAAUGGUUUCUUUUUUGAAGAUAAUAAAUUGAGCAAAAUAUCAAA